Molecule: messenger RNA, 4133 nt
Organism: Paramuricea clavata
Lineage: Eukaryota; Metazoa; Cnidaria; Anthozoa; Malacalcyonacea; Plexauridae
Source: the annotation of a GenBank genome assembly
AAUAGCCUGAAUGAAGAAUUUUUAUUUAUACAAUUACUUCAUCUUUCAUUUCAGGCCAAAUCCAAGGAUGUUGUGGGAAAAUUAAUUAAUGAUGCUUUCAACUAUAGAAAUGGAAAAGGUUAUUAAUAAUUAAAAUAUAAUGUUAGAUUUCAUUGAGGAAACAUUCAAAAUAAGUACAUCUUGAGGCAUGUAUAUUCAGGCAGUACCUAAUUAAUCUUAGUAUCUAAUCUGCACAUUAUGUCAGGGGAUUUUAAAUAUUUAAAGACUUCAGCUCACUUUUACGAAGUUACAUUAUUCCUCUGCAAUAUCUCCUUGCAACUAACCCUCUCCUCCCUAUCAAACCACUUAGUAGCCAUAUCACUCUUAUAACCCCCUUCCCCCUCUGACAAGCCCCCUCUAAAAUUCUACCAUAAUCCCACCCCCACCCUAAUAAUUCCUAUCUAAUACCUUCCUCUAAUAAUCCCCCUUAUAACCACUAUCUUAUAACCCCCUCUAAUAACUUCUUUCUAAUAUCCCCUCUAAUAGCCCCCCCCCCUUAACCACCCCUCUAACAACCCUCAUUUCAUCACUACUAGCUAACCACCCCUCUCUAACAACCUCCCUCUAAUAAACUCCUCGAUUAAUAACUCCACUCCCUCUGACUCUGAAAGAAUCCUAUAAAAAAUCAUGGGAGAAUCCUACGAGAAUCUUCUCUCAAGGCUUAGUGCUAAUUAAUUUGCUAUAGAAACAUUUAACACAAUUUAGCAUGAAGCUUCAUUCUCACACUAUUGUAUGUGGGCAUUCAUCCAUAAUUUGCAAAUGGCCUAUUGUGUUUGUAAAUGUCCUUUUAGCACUUCUUAAAUACCUCACAGUGCUGAAAACGAAUUAAAUUUAUUAAAAUAUAUUUAUACUGUACUUUAUUUAUAAUGAUCAAAUUCUUUCUUUUUAAUUAGUGCCUGCAGUUGUGUAUAGUUCAAUCACAGAAGCUCUGGGUUGUGAGAAUACAGAAGCUGAUCAACUGUUCUGUAGUUUACAGCAGUUGGUCAAAAAUUGUUUGUAUGAAAACGUGGCAGACAGACAGUCUAUUGCCGCAUUAUUUCCAGGUAAAAUACCAGGUAACAUUUCCUUGUUAACUUAAGGCCAUGUUACACGGUACAAUUCUUCUUGCAACUUGCAAUGCAAUUCUACUCUUGAGAGAUGUAAAAUUACCUAAUACGAGUCUUCAUUACACUCCGCUUCAGGAUGUUUUCUCAACAUAUCGAAAAUUUUUCACAGAUUUCACUAAUUAACUUCUCUCAAGACUAGAAUUGCAUUGCAAGUUGCAAGAAAAAUUGCACCGUGUGAUUUUUGCUGCGAUUUUAGAUCGGAUUUUCUCCUUUUGGACGAUGUAAAGGAGUGGAUGAGUUAUAAAUGUUCCAACUUAUGAAAUCUCAUAACAACAUCAUUAGUAAUCUACUCCUUCAGAUCUUCCAAAAGGAGAAAAUCGCAACUAAAAUCGCAGCAAAAAUCGCACGUGUAAACGGGCCUUAACGUGGCCUUUAGAGAUAACACUAUUUGGGUUCACUCAUAUUCCUGGUUAAAUUGAAUAAAUUCCUGGGUUAUUUUAUCUAACUUCCCACCAUGGUCUGGUUUAUGCAACGAAAAACAAACAGUUUGUACCAGUGUGAGUAAGACCCCGUUCACACGAUACCGGCAGAGUUUGAAAACGAAACGAAAUUCUUACGUUUAGGGGUUGCGUUCACACGAUGCCGGUAUAAAAACAUGUGAAACUGUAACGCUAACCGUAAGAGUUUGAAAAUGGUAUGCAAACCGUAAGAGUUUGAAAACGGAACGAAAUACAGGGUGUUAGCCAGAAAAAAAGUUUUGUCCGUUAAACGUAAAUUGGGAACGUUUUUUUUUUUGAUCAAUCAAAGUCCUUGUGUACGAAUAAUUGGUGUUUUUUUUCAACGUGUUUCCUUAGAUGCAAACAACGGUAGCUUGGUUUUGUACAUUUCAUUUCCGGUGAAUGAACACUGAAAAUGCACCCGAUGGGGCGAUGGCACUUCGUUUUGUAUAUUUCAUUUCCUGUGAAUGAACACGGAUGUACACCGAUUACACUUUGUUUUGUACAUUUUAUUUCAGUGAAUACACACCCAAUAUGAAUGAAACGCGAUACAUUUUGAGAAAAAGUAAAUAAAGCGUUCUUUGAUAUAAUAAUGUAAUAUAAAAUCAAACGCAUUGCACUUUCUCAUCAGAAAAAAUGAAAAUCUUCCAGUAGACCCAGUUGGGAAAGCCCCUUAGCUACUUCAAAUGGGAAGAGUCCGUCAAACGGACAGUAUUAGGGCUAGCUAACACCCUGAAAUACUACCGUCAGAGUGCCGUGUGAACGCCUAACCGUAAGAAUUUCAUUACGGUUAUGCAAAAUGAAAUUAACAAAACUGCAAAAGUUGUUGUUGGUUAUUUUAUUCUGUCUAUUUUAACUGAUUUGUGCAGCAUAUUGUCAAAGCGGAAUAUAAUCUGCCGGUAUCGUGUGAACAGUUGAAACCGUGAUGAUUUUCUGCCGGCAGAAUUCCAUGCCGGUAUCCUGUGGUCUAAGUAGAGCGAACAACACCAGAAAGCUGCGCAUUGAGAGGGAUUUAACUACCUGAAAAAUACAAGCAAAACUUGAUGGAACAAAACCAUGUUCUAAUUAACAAUUAGUCGCCGAAGGCGAGGUGAUUACAAGCCUAUAUUCACUGAGCCGAAGGCGAAGUGAAUAUAGGCUUGUAAUCACCGAGCCUGAGGCGACUAAUUGUUUUAGUAUAAAUUUCCAGGUGUUUACAAACAAUAAUCCACACAACUUUAUAAAAAUUCACUUCAAAUAAAUUUAUUUUCACUAUAAAUAGUUUGUUUACAAAAUUUAAAUCUCAGACACGGCUCUGUGUCGCGUUGCGACUAAGCCCGUUUUUUUCCAAAUAAAAACACGUAAAGUUAAGUAUUUUACCUUGAAAUAUUUUUAAACCAUAUUUUGCAGCUUGUUUGGGUUUUUUUAGAAUGCUAUCUUCUUUAAUUUUGGCAAUUUCCUCCUCUGUUACUACGGCAAAACGAGCAGCCAUUUUGAAAAAAAAGCUAUAGUCACUGACCAGUGACUAUGACUUCAGAGACAGUGAAUCUUGACCAAUCAGAAUGCAGAAAAUCAAUAGUCACCUGGAAAUUUAUACUAACAUUCAUUAUAAUAUAGCAUUUGUAAAUUCUGAACGCUGAUUGGCUAAGAGCCGUGUUGAUAUAACUCAAUGUCAACACGGAAACGUCGGAAAAUUUCUUUCUUUAUAUUUCUUUGUGAUAUAUUAUAAAACAAAUAUAAAACAUUUUUUCCGUAUUGGUAUACAGUAUCAACACUCAUGGAAAUUGGGAAAACUCGAAAUUGUGUGAAAACACUCCUCCUUCUGGCGUCGUGAUUCCACACAAUUUCUCGUUUUCCCACUUCCACUCGUGUUGAUAUAACUGCAUGUAUAUCAACACGGAAAAUGCUUUAUGUUUGUUAAAUGUAAACCAGGACAUCCGGAUCAAAUACAAUCAGAUUCAUGGUCACAUUAACCCUCUGAUAUGAGAUAAAAUAACCAGAACAUUUAACGAGGAAUAUUUUGUCAAAAAGAUAAAUAACAUAAUUAAACAAUGGACUAAACUUACUGUAUUAUGGGAAAAUACAGACAGUGAAGUAUUGACCAAGUUCCACUAUUAGUAUAUCCGGUUAUCAUCUGACUGCUAUCCGGCUAUCAUUUCCCCUGACUGCAGUUGGUAUCCGGUAGACUACAUCCGGUAUCCGGCACAAGAGUAUCCGUCACAUCCCUACUGUAAUGUUUAACAGAGUUCAAUCCUGCAAGAAACCACAUUUGUUUAUUGAGCUAAAAUUAUAUGGGUGGUUGUAUCCCUAUCGAUUGUACAAGUAGUUCCCUUGACUGAAUUGAUAGUAGACUGCACAGCAGCAGACAUAUCAGCUUUUCUUGUUGUAUUGGGCUUUUAUUCCAGGAGUAUUUGUUCGUAAAUUUGAAAGUGGAUUACCUCACAUAAUUUCAUUUUAUCUAUUUUUGUUCAGGAGAUUUUCAUAAGAACUUGAAAGAUCUACUUGCCAAGAUCAUUUCAGAUCAUAUGUAAGUACCAAACUCACCUUCAUUUAUGUUCUCAUUGUUCUGUCA